Symsagittifera roscoffensis is the source of this 3807-nucleotide messenger RNA. Its product is annotated as condensin complex subunit 3-like. The transcript is spliced from 19 exons. The record is from RefSeq and is a predicted model, not a curated record. The annotation marks the transcript as partial. Gene Ontology annotation, cellular component: condensed chromosome; condensin complex. Gene Ontology annotation, biological process: mitotic chromosome condensation. Lineage: Eukaryota; Metazoa; Xenacoelomorpha; Acoela; Convolutidae.
AUGCAACAGGACACUGUCGGCGACAAACAUGGCCAAACACACAGACAGAUGCAGGGGGAGAGGGCAUGGCUCGAACGAGCCGAACGCCUAGAAGAAGAAGACGAUAACGAUGACGGGACCGGAAGUAAGACGGAGAAACCGGGAGAGACCGAUCUAGGAGCGUUGGAAAGGGACUUGCUAGAAUACCGGUUCAGUGAAGACGACGAUGGGGAAGUCGAUGGGAGUUUAUUGCUGAUGGCACCAUCUUCCUUCAUGUCUCCUACAAAGGAGGCGUCGGCCGAUCUAUCUCCGAUGGACCCAAUAAGCCAGGCUAGAGAGUGCCGAAGCAGGGAUCCGCAGAAACUGCUUCAUGAAUCACCGAGGAGGAGGAAAAUUGAAGAGUCGAUGAAGAUAUCGUUCCUCAGUACGUUACCAGAAGAGGAAUGGGAAAGAUAUCAAAUGGAGCUGGAAGUUACCGAAGACAGUGCCGAUGAUCAGCAGGGCACAAAGAAAUUACUUGUUAGACGAGCCAGAAAAGGGCUGAAGAGACUGAAAGGAAAGUCAGGGAGUCGAGUCGUGAACCAGAAGGUGGUGAAGUCAAAAGCCAAGACCGUGGUGACCUCUCUGAUUAGUACCGGUCGGUCAGGCGAGAGCGGAAUAAUGCCUCCUAAAAAAGGUACCAAAAAAGCUCUCGCAGCUGGUGGCAAUGGAAACGGAAAAGAAGCUAUCACCACGUUGAAGCAAAAUGAGAAGAAGCUUCAACAUGAACUGAUAAAUCUUUUUGAUAAAGUGCAAAAUGGAAAAUUAGACAAUGAAACAGCAGUGUCGAUUCUCAGACGUUAUUAUGAAAAGGCAAGAGGAGUCACUGGUCAGAAUGAAAUUGAAAAUAUUCCAGACUUCGCAGAAAACAUCCAAGAUUUCAAUACUUUUAUCAGUGGAAUUUUGGUACAAAAUUAUGAGAUACCUGAAAAAUCGUUUCCCGUGGAAAAGAGCCUAAAACUUUUUGCUUCAUUUGCUUGCUACUGUAUAGGCGAAGAGUUGCCUUUUGUGGAUCAAUUAACAUGGCUAAUUGAACAGUUUCACGACGAUCAGCGAAAACAGUUUCGUCUGAAAACAUGUCAACUUAUACUGAAUAUCAUGACCCUGUGCGCGAGCGAAGAAAUUGACCUGAGCGUUGACCUCUGGAACAAACUCCGCAAUAUUCUGCUGGUUCGGAGCAGAGACAAAUCCUCGGAGGCGCGACUGAUGGCAGUGAAGGCACUCGUGUUUUUUCAGCCUCAAUUAGAUGAUGAAGAUAUGGAAGACGAUGCAGCUACGCGCACUCAGGAAUUGGACAAAGAUGCUGUCGUGAAACAAUUGGCCUUUUUAUUGGGAGCUGAAUCAGCUGAAAUACGCAAGGUGGUUCUAUCUUCUCUCGUGGUUAAUAACAACACAGUGUUGAAGUGUAUUCUGCGACACUGCCGUGACGUGGACAUGGGUUGUCGUGCAAUUGCUGUUCAGACGCUGUCUCAGUUUGUUACCAUUAAGGCUCUCUCGUUCCAGCAACGAGUGGAUGUUCUAACGAUUGCGUUCAGAAACUCAUCCCAUCCUGCAAUGGAAGCUGCGGUGAAGAGUCUUCUGAACAGCUGGCUGUCCCAGGUGGGAGGGGGCAUCUCUGACUUCCUCAAGGUCAUCGACCCUGUCUUGAAUCCUCUUCUCUGCUCCAAACUGGUCCACACCAUCUGUAUCUCCCUCCCCAAUCCACAAAUGGCUCUGGACAGUUUUGAUGUUUUAGACGAGCGGAAACUGUUGAGCGAGGAGUGGUGUUCUCCUGAGAAUGCGUUCCAGUGGAGCAAACUGCUGGAGUUCCUCAAGGACCAACACCAGACAGAACUGCUGGAUAAGAACACGCCCAAUGUCUCAGAGUUCGCUCACUUCUUAGCUCACCACUCGAAGAAACUUGGCGAGACGGACGUGGAAGACGAAUUGAUCAGUCGGACGUUCGUGCUGCAGCAGUUCCUGGACAUCGCAGACCUCCUGGAUCUGUCCAUGGACGAAGUGGGAAGGAAAAAUCUCGUGCAAGUGUUGGAAUGUAACCUGAGAAACGCUUCAAACAACGAGUACUCGCGACUUGUGACACAAGAGUUGAAAUUGCUCUAUAAGCUACUCGGGAAACAGAAAUUCAUUCACGCUUCUUUGGACGCCAUCGACGAGUUGCGAUUUCCUCUCGGAGGCACGAGCAGCGACGACUUCGAAGUGCAGAAAGGCCGUGCGAUGAAUAAGUCGGCGACUGAAAUGGGAAACCAGUCAGUAGCGGGAAGUGCGAAUGAAUCAUCAGUAUCGUCUUUGGACGCGAGUGGGCAGAUAGUAGAUUUGGAAACCAGUAUGCUAAGAGAGCAACAGUUUCAGUUGAACAAACUGCGCGUGGAGAUUAUAAAGUGUCGAGAUGUGAUGGAUUCUUUUGUGGCAGAGAGGGAUUUCAUGAGGGCACAGGAGGAGAAGGAGACUCUCACUCAGCUGGAGAGGCAGAAGGAUGAGAUACAGAAGAGCAUAGAUGAGUUGAAGAACGUCAAGGUCACAAGAGGCCUCAAGGACAAGAAUAAGAAACAGAAGGAAGGUGAGAACAACAAAGAAGACGAGGUCGGAGAAAAGUGCGGAGAAGGCGAUGCUAGUGAUUCUCACGAAAAUGAUGGGAUGAGAUCGGGUCAGAAUCGAGAGAGCACAGAGGAAACGAAGGACCCGAUUGCGAUCUUCCAGUGGCUCUCGAUCGCCCACCGGAUCCCUCAGCAGGUGCGAUUCAACAGUCUGCCCCUGGCUCUGCAGCAACUGAGGACCACUCUGGUCCAGAGACUGGCCACUCCCGUGGAUGCUGUGCGGCUGAAGACAGUCCAGUGCAUCGGAGUGUACUCUGUGUUUGAUAAAGAAUAUGCAGUCCAGAUGUUGCCACUGAUUGUACAGGUGGUUCUCAUGGAUCGCAAGGAGAAGGUGCAGCUUGUGGCUUUUCGGGUUCUCUUCGAUAUCCUCCUUCGUCAUGGACUGUCUGCCGUAACUGCAUCCACCAACGAUCAAAACACCGACGGAGACACAACAAGUGGAGGAGUGUUGGAGAUGACGUCACUGAAUGAAACUUUCCUAAAUCACAACCACAACAGAAUAGUCACUUCGCCUGAUCUCAACAGCUCAACGGGGUCCAAUCACGCCUCGGAUCAGGACGGAGAAUCUGCAGGAGACAGAAUGUUGGCGGAUGAUGAGAGUUCGCCGAACUCAAAGCGACUCAUCAAUAUACUCGUCAAAUAUCUAGACAGUGUUAAUUCUGAGAUGAGAUGUGCGGCUGUGGAGGGGCUGUCUAAACUGAUGUUGCAUGACCGAAUCACGUCGCCCGAGAUAUUCUGCCGCCUGUGUAUUCUCUGGUUCAGCCCCACCUCCAAACAAGAGGGAUACCUCAAACAGUGUCUAGGACAGUUCUUCCCUCUGUUCGCCAUCGGAUCAAAAGCACACCAAGACUGCAUCAGGAAAUCAUUUCUGCCUGUGGUGAGGACAAUCUACAAGGCGCCUCUCACCUCUCCCCUCGCCUCGAUUGACUGUGAGCUGCUGACCAAGUAUCUAGUCACCAUCAUGUCUCCAUGUAAUGAAAGACUCAUUCUUCAGAACCCGGAAGGAGUUGACAUUCUCAGGCAAGCAGCAGCCCACGAACAACUGGGCAAGCAGUUGUGCGAGGAGAUUUUGACCAGACCUGAAGAGAGAUACGUUCCCUGUCUGGCCAAGGCUCUGUCUCAGUUGGAGAUCACUCCAGAGUCUACUAUAUUCACACAACAGGAGUUCAGCGAGUAUCUCAACCAAAUUGAACUG